Messenger RNA from Panicum hallii, 1758 nucleotides. RefSeq names its product probable polygalacturonase. The record is from RefSeq and is a predicted model, not a curated record. Bases 16 to 1458 code for a protein of 480 amino acids. NCBI's taxonomy places the organism in Eukaryota, Viridiplantae, Streptophyta, Magnoliopsida, Poales, Poaceae. Gene Ontology annotation, biological process: carbohydrate metabolic process. The transcript has 5 exons. Gene Ontology annotation, molecular function: polygalacturonase activity.
AAGCGAUGCGCGGUCAUGGCCGCCCACGCCCCCUCCUCGCCGCUCCUCCCCUGGCCGCGCCCGGCGCCCCUCCUCCUCCUCCUCGCCCUCCUCGCCGCCUCCUACCUCGCCCUCGCGCGCCUCCCCGCCGCCGCGCCUCUCUCCGCGCUCCCUCCUGUUCCUCCCCGCGGCGAACCCACCAGCAGCAGCUGCGCCGGGUUCUACGCCGGCGCGGGCGCGGCGCGCGCGGUGUCGGCGUCGGUCGAGGACUUCGGAGCCGUGGGCGACGGGGUCACCUCCAACACGGCCGCGUUCCGGCGCGCGGUGGCGGAGCUGGACGAGAGGGCGGCCAGGGGCGGCGGCGGCCGAGGAGCCAGGCUCGAGGUGCCGCCGGGGAGGUGGCUCACCGGAAGCUUCAACCUCACCAGCCGAUUCACGCUCUUCCUGCACCACGGCGCGGUCAUCCUCGGCUCCCAGGAUCCAGAAGAGUGGCCUCUCAUUGCCCCUUUGCCAUCUUAUGGGCGUGGAAGGGAACGACUAGGGCCACGCCAUAUCAGCCUCAUUCAUGGUGAAGGCUUGAAUGAUGUUGUUGUUACUGGCAACAAUGGGACCAUAGAUGGCCAAGGAGAGAUGUGGUGGGAGCUGUGGUGGAAUCGAACUUUGAAUCACACAAGGGGCCAUCUUGUCGAGCUUGCGAACUCAACCAACAUCCUAAUCUCUAAUAUCACACUACGCAACUCCCCAUUCUGGACAGUGCAUCCAGUCUACAGCAGCAACGUGGUGAUGAAGGAUCUGACCAUACUGGCUCCCCUGAAUGCUCCAAACACCGAUGGCAUUGAUCCAGAUUCGAGCUCAGAAGUUUGUAUUGAGGACUGCUAUAUUGAAAGCGGAGAUGAUCUAGUAGCUGUCAAAAGUGGCUGGGAUCAGUAUGGGAUCUCUGUUAACAAACCAAGUACAAACAUUGUCGUCCAGAGGGUUUCAGGCACAACUCCAACAUGCUCAGGUGUAGGUUUUGGAAGCGAGAUGUCAGGAGGCAUAUCUAAUGUGCUUGUCCGUGACCUCCAUGUGUGGAAUUCGGCACAAGCAGUGAGGCUGAAGACCGACGUAGGGCGGGGUGGGUACAUAACCAACAUCACCAUAACCAAUGUGACAAUGGAGAAGGUCAAGGUACCGAUAAGGUUCAGUCGAGGUGCAGAUGACCAUUCAGAUGACAACUAUGACCGAACCGCACUGCCAAGGAUCAGUAAUGUGCUUAUCAGUGAUAUUGUCGGUGUUGACCUGCAGCGUGCGCCAAUGCUGGAGGCAGUGGCCGGUGCAGUUUAUGAAGGGAUCUGCUUCCGGAAUGUUAGCUUAAGAGGCAUAAGGCGGCAGGGUAGAUGGCACUGCGAGUCCGUGUACGGAGAGGCGCAUGGAGUUUUCCCUGCACCCUGUGAAGAGUUCAGGAAGAAUGGGUCUUCAUCGUGGUGUGGAUUUUCAUGAGCAGUUGUACAGAUUACAGAAGUCGGAAGUUUCUCUGGCUGACUGAUACAGGCAGGAAUACUUGAAAUGUAGGGUGUUCAUACUGGUGUUCGAGGAAGGAGAUAGGACAUAGGGUUUUGGGAUAGACGGAUAGUAUAGUCAAAUUCAACAUUACCUCAUUUAGCUUUAGUCUUGUAUUUUACAAGGGGGGUUACAAAUAUCAUGUGUGCGCACAGCGCACUGCAAAAAGGAAAGGAACAGUUAUCAAUACAGAGAAGUUACUUCCUGAACCAUUUUCUUACAUGUGAUGGUACUCUAAUA